Opisthorchis viverrini is the source of this 183-nucleotide messenger RNA. RefSeq lists its product as hypothetical. The record is from RefSeq and is a predicted model, not a curated record. The transcript has a single exon. The coding region runs from base 1 to 183 and encodes 60 amino acids. Lineage: Eukaryota; Metazoa; Platyhelminthes; Trematoda; Opisthorchiida; Opisthorchiidae.
AUGCCACAGCUGGACGACUUGCUCGUAAUCCAACGUUUUCAGACAAAGUCAGGACGCCACUUCUCAGUGGACCAUCGUGUUGAUCGCAGCUCACCAGGCUACCGAGCAAAGUUCGAUGCUGAAUUACGACGCUCAAACCCAAUGGAAGCAAGGUGUCCAACUAAUGAUAAUCUGACUCUGUAG